AUGGACGGUAUGCAUGACGGUUCCCAGAAUUCGUCCAUUGACUUGGCCAUUCUCAAGGAAGUCUUGAGCUUCGUCCAAGCAAAUAUCCUCCAGGAUGAGAAUAUCAACACGGUCCUGGCGUCGAUGGAGGGGACCAAGUCCCAAGAUCAACACAUUCUGCGCAUAUACUUCAAAGCAUGCGCGUUAAACAAGGACAGCUGUUUAACCGGAAUGAGCCAAUUUUUCACGGAAGUGCAGCGCGGCCAUGCCAGACCGUUCGCCCUGUUCGAUGGACAAGGUGUGGAUAGCUAUUUCGACGAGCUCCUCGAGGCCUAUAGCAUCUACCGGUACCACGUGGGAACUCUGGUGCGUCGUAUGUCUGACACACUAAUCCGUCUCGCGGCGGAUGAUCGGGUCAAGGGACUCUUUCUACAUGGACUGGACGUGGAGGCAUGGCUCAACAGCCCGGAAUCACGUCCCGGUGUUGACUAUCUGACGACGGCCGCAGUCAGCCUUCCUCUCAUUGGAUUCUCUCAGCUUUUACAGUAUGCGACUGCGUGUAUCAACCUGGGCCUCUCGCCGGGGGAACUUCGUCAGUGUUUCUCAGGCGCGGCAGGUCACUCCCAGGGGGUGGUCGUGGCAGCAUUUAUUGCCACCUCCGAUUCGUGGGACAAUUUUCACAUCGCUGCCCAGCAGAGUUGCGAGGUUCUAUUUUGGAUCGGUGCUAGAUGCCAGCAGAAUAUUCCUCUCUCCAUGCCAUCGUCUGGACCAGUUCCGUCACCCUCGUCAUAUAUGCUCAGUGUCAGGGGAAUUUCCCAGCACAUGGUACAGAGCCAUAUUGACGAGCUCAACUCCCAUCUUCCCGCAUCUCAGGCAGUUCAUCUCGCCCUCGUGAAUGGACCGCAACAAUUCGCCAUUGCAGGAUUCCCGCUCUCCUUGCGAGCGCUCGAAAAGAAGCUCCAGAUCCAAAGCCGUAGUGGUGCCUUGCAAUCGACCAGCCAGUCGCGCAUUCCAUUUAGCCAACGCCAACCAGUGAUUCACACUCGGUUCUUGCCUAUUGCAGCUCCUUUUCACUCGCCAUAUCUCGAAGCUGCGGUGGGGCAAUCGCAGCAAGACCUUGCCUCGUUCACCCUCAAAGGCACUGAUCUCGCGUUUCCCGUGUUUCAUACGGAAACGGGCGAGAACCUACAGAAGAGCCGGAAUCUUAUCCCAGAAUUGGUGCAAAUGAUAUGCACUGGACAGGUACAGUGGGAAAGACUUUUGCAGAAGGCCCUGCCCGGGUUUACUCAUGUCCUGGAUUUCGGCCCCGGUGGCGAUGCAAGUAUUGGCGGCCUGGUCAACCAGCAGCGAGACGGGACGGGUCUGAGGAUCAUCAUCGUAAGUGCCCACAAGGGAUCAAGUACAUCACUUGACUACGCUGGAGUCCUGUAUGCGCGGGCGACAUCGAUCAAAUAUAACCCAAUAUGGAGCCGUGACUACGCUCCUUUGCUCGUCCAGUCGCAAUGGGACCCCCCGCUACUUGUUGACACCAAGUUCAGCCAGCUGUUGGGUCUUCCACCGCUCAUGGUUGCCGGAAUGACCCCAACGACAACGGCCCCCAAGUUCGUGGCCGCAAUCAUGAAUGCUGGUUAUCAUGCGGAACUGGCGUGUGGCGGAUUUCCCGACGCCGACAGUAUGCGCCAAGGCAUUCAAUCCCUCACAGCGGCGAUCGCGCCUGGUCGGGGUAUUACCUGCAACCUCAUCUAUGCCAAUCCGCGAGCCAUCGCAUGGCAGAUCCCUCUUCUCGCCGAAAUGCGUCGUUCAGGUGUCCCUAUCACCGGUUUGACAAUCGGUGCUGGCGUUCCCUCACCGACCAUUGUCCAGGGUUAUAUCGCCGAGCUACUCCUAACGCACAUAGCGCUGAAACCGGGUUCGAAGGAAGCCAUUGACGCGGUUCUGACAAUUGCACGAGCUAAUCCAAAUUUUCCUAUCAUACUGCAGUGGACGGGGGGCCGCGGUGGUGGGCAUCAUUCGUAUGAGGACUUCCAUGAGCCCAUUCUGGACCAAUAUGGUCAAAUCCGGUCCCAUCAGAAUGUAGUUCUCGUUGCCGGCAGCGGUUUUGGAGACGCUGAUGGUACCUAUCCGUAUAUCACUGGCUCGUGGUCUGAGAAGUUUGGUCGCCCUCGCAUGCCAUUUGAUGCCAUUCUGCUCGGGAGCCGCGUAAUGGCCGCCCGAGAGGCACAGACAAGUCCCGCCGUAAAAGAGGUCAUCCGCCAAACUCCCGGCGUUGCGGACUCCCAGUGGGAGCAAAUCUACCAAGGACCUGCAGGCGGGAUUCUGAGUGUUCGCUCGGAGAUGGGGGAACCGAUUCACAAGUUGGCUACGCGCGGAGUGAUGCUCUGGGCGGAGUUGGAUCGAGAUAUAUUUAGCCUACCGCGUGACAAACAAAAACAAGCCCUGCUAGCUCGCAAAGAGUACUACACCAAACGUCUUAACGAGGAUUUCCAAAAGGUAUGGUUCGGUUGCAACGCAAGCGGUGAGGUGGUCGAUCUCCACCAGAUGACCUAUGCCGAAGUGUGGCAGCGCAUGGUGGCCUUGUUGUAUCUGAAACAGUCGCAUGAAUGGAUUGAUCCAUCCUUUCGUACACUGGUCUGGGAUUUUACGCAGAGGUUGGAAGAAAGACUAGGCCGGUCACGCGCGGGUAGGAGCACGAAGGACCAGAAGAACGGCGCAGUCCUGCACAAUAUCUCCCAGCUUGAUCAACCUUUCCAACUUCAGUCGGAUCUGCUCGCCCAGUAUCCACGCGCAACUAUCGAUGUUAUCACCGCAGCGGAUGCAGAGUACGUGGUUUUACUUUCUCGUCGACGGGGACAGAAGCCAGUACCGUACAUCGUGGCGUUGGACGAAGAUCUGGAAUACUGGUUCAAGAAAGAUUCAUUGUGGCAGUCGGAGCGCAUAGAGGCUGUUCCUGGCCAGGAUGUGGGUCGUGUAUGCAUUCUCCAUGGACCCGUGGCGGCACAACAUACAGUGAAGGUGGAUGAGCCCGUCAAGAGCAUCCUGGAUGGCAUCCAUAAUUUUCAUGCGAUGAGGAUCUUAGAGGAUCGAUACUCGGGAAAUCUCUCACACGUUCCGGCUACCGCGAAUCCAGCCACUGCAGAUCUGGGCCAGCUAGAGAUGAAUGGCCUAGUGAUUGAGCAACAGGAAGAUGGCGCCGUUGUGAGAUAUUCCUGGUCAGACACAGUGGCCCAUCAACUGUCGCCGGAUGACUGGUUAAGGGCGUUAGCAGGAGCAUCCUCCGCACCAUGGUGCUGUACGUUGUUCACAGAGCCGAUGGUUGUCCAGGGACGGAAGACCGUGAGUAACCCUAUUCACCGACUCUUUGCCGCGCACCCAGGUCGAAUCGUCGAAGUUCAGAAUCCACAUUCACCCGGGAUUACCAAGAUAGUGGUCAAGGAGGUCAAAGAGGAAGCCGAGGCUGGAGGCGGAGUGAAACGAACCAUAGUCUCCAGUGCCUCCUUGCGCAAUGGUCCCAAAAAUGGUGAAAUUAUCCUUACCUUGUGGGAUCACACCGCUGUUGAUAGAGCAGUAGUGGCCUUGGACUUUCAGUUCAAAUACAAGCCAUGCAGAGGAGCCCCCAGUAUUACGGAGGUAAUGACAGAUCGCAACGCGCGGAUCAAACAGUAUUAUCAAACCAUCUGGAUUGGUGAACAGCGAUUGUCUUCAACUCUCACAUCUGACUUUGUUUUCCAAGGCGAGGAUAUUGUCCUAAGACGAGAUAUGAUCCACCAGUUUACCCAGAGCAUCCAGAACCACAACCCCAGCUACUCAUCUUGUUCCAGUGAGCCUUUACCUGCACCCCUGGAUCUGGCUAUAGCAGUGGCAUGGAAACCCAUCAUGAGUUGCCUGUUUCCGGGGAUCGUCUCAGGAGACAUGCUCCGGUUGCUGCACCUCAGUACUCACUUUGAGCUCUGCGAUGGGGUCGAGGCAUUAAAGGAAGGGGAUCGCCUCUCCCCGGAAGGGCGAUUGACCGCUAUCAAGAUCAAGAAAGGCUCGGGUAAAGUGAUCGAAGCUGAAGGGAUAAUCCACCGCAAUGGUACUCCCGCUGUCCAUUUGAAAAAUACGUUCAUUCUUCUUGGGGCAUACGCAGACGACGAAACCACAUUCGAGGUCAAGGAAGAGGAAAUACGCCUUUCUUUGUCUUCGUCUAAGGAUAUUGCGUUGCUGAAAUCGAGACGAUGGCUGUUUUUGCUGGAGAGUGUUGAUCUGUUUGACUAUCUCCACAAAACCAUUGAAGUUCAGAUCAAAAGCCGUUACUCGUUCCAGGCCUCCGACACAUAUGCCCACCUCUGCGUUGAAGGAAAAGUGAGGUAUCGGUCAGAGACGGGGGACUCUGUGAUGCUGGGAUCCGUCAGUCUUUCGGGUGACUCGUUCGUAAAAAACCCAGUAACUGAGUACCUGAAAAGACAUGGCACCAGUACCGCCAAUGGGUAUCAAACCCUCGCUCAGCCUCAGAAUCUUGUUGAAAAUCUACAAGUCACUGUUCCGGACCAAGCAGACCGAUAUGCCCUAGCUUCAGGUGAUUGGAAUCCAAUCCAUCUGUCGGAGCUUUUUGCUCGUUACGCGGAGCACGACUCCCGAGUCACGCAUGGAAUGUUCACUAGUGGGCUGGUGCGUGGUCUUGUCGAAUCGUAUGUGGCGAACAAUGAUCCCUCUCAGAUGAAGUCUUGGUCGUGCGCCUUUGAAGGCAAGGUGUCCCCCGGAGAUCGAUUAUCUAUUCGGAUGGACCACGUGGCGAUGUCUCAGGGGAAGAUGGUAGUCGACAUUCACGUCGAGAAUGCUGCCCUGGGCCUCACGGUACUCUCGGCGCAAGCAAUUCUGGAACAACCUUUGAUAGCAUAUGUAUUCACGGGGCAAGGCAGCCAACAGCCCGGUAUGGGGAUGGAACUGGACAAACAAAGUUCAAAGGCUCAUGGAGUUUGGAAAGCUGCCGAUGAGUAUUAUGAGAAGACAUAUGGCUUUUCCAUCACCGGUAUUGUGAAGAACAACCCCAAGGACCUGACAGUGUACUUCGGUGGGACCAGAGGACGUGCCAUACGUGAGAACUAUAUCUCACUGACAUUCGACUCCCUAAGUGAAGAUGGGACUGUCGCCUCCAAACGGGUCUUCCCCGAUAUCACGAACUCGACUCGAUCAUACACCUUCCGGUCUACCAACGGCCUUCUCCAUGAGACACAAUUUACACAGCCCGCCUUGGCCUUAAUGGAGAUCGCGCGAUUCGAAGAUAUGCGUAGUAAAGGUAUAGUCAAGGAAAAUAGUUUAUUUGCCGGUCAUUCACUGGGCGAGUACGUAGCUCUUACAGCCAUGGGCCGGAUUUUUUCCAUCGAAACAUUUGCAGCACUGGUUUUUUAUCGGGGAUUAACCAUGCAAAAUGCGGUGAAAGGUGACUCCAAUGGGGCCACAGAAUACUCCAUGUGUGCAGUCAAUCCUAGUCGCAUCACCAAGAGUUUCAGUGAGAACGACCUGCACUGGUGUGUUUCCGAGAUCGCGCGGUACACAGGAGGACUACUGGAGAUUGUGAACUACAACAUUGUCAACAUGCAAUAUGUCUGUGCAGGAGAUCUCCGUGGACUGGCGACUCUAACAAUGGUCAUCGAUGCGCUCGCGUCUGGUUUGCUCAGUAUAUCUCAAGUCCAAGAAGUGCAGACAUUUAUCCAGAAAUCUUUAGCUUAUCUUGAUACACUGAAAAAACCCCUUACACUCGAACGAGGUCGUGCAACAAUCCCGUUGAAUGUCAAUGUCCCCUUCCAUAGCAGUCUACUGAGACCGGGCGUGGAUUCCUUCCGAUAUCUUCUUCAGCAAUAUAUUUCAGAGUCUAUGCUCGACCCAAACCGACUGAUAGGAAAAUAUAUCCCAAAUCUCACAGCGAAGCCCUUUGAGCUCUCGAAAGAAUAUGUUCAAUGCAUUCUUGCGCUAACAAAGAGUCCGGUGUUGGCGGAUCUUAUGCGCAAUUGGCCGUCUAUUGAAGGUAUUGGGCAUGAAUUUCCACUUCCAGUCGUUUAG
Molecule: messenger RNA, 6018 nt
Organism: Aspergillus tanneri
Lineage: Eukaryota; Fungi; Ascomycota; Eurotiomycetes; Eurotiales; Aspergillaceae
Exons: 4
Coding region: 1-6018 (2005 amino acids)
Biological process (GO): long-chain fatty acid biosynthetic process
Cellular component (GO): fatty acid synthase complex
Molecular function (GO): fatty acid synthase activity; [acyl-carrier-protein] S-malonyltransferase activity; [acyl-carrier-protein] S-acetyltransferase activity
Source: RefSeq, a predicted model, not a curated record